AUGUCUCUCAUGCCGGGGCACCCGGUGCCUCGCUCUCAGUGGGUGGAAUCUGCGGAGGUCUGUGCGGCAUGCGGCAAGCGGUUUAGCUUUUUUACCUCCAAGGAGAACUGCCCGUGCUGCGGGCGACUUUUCUGCUCCUCGUGUCUCUCAGCGCAAUGUACGCUGUUCCCGAUGUCUGCACCCAAGGCCGUGUGCAUCGAUUGUUUUCGGAAAACUCAAGACUGGCGUCUUUCUCAACUCGAGCAGCACGCGGCCCUGACACCGGCGGACGUAGGCGCCGCAUCACUUCCUCUCUCUACCUCGAUGGAGGCGCUGGAGUUGAAGCUGAAAGCGCUCGAUGAGGAGUUCGAUCGCACCAAAGCCGACACCCGUCGCCUUCGCGAGGAGAACGACACACUCAUCAAUCUCCUCACUGCCAAAGACACCUGUAUUGCAGAGCUGACGGAGGAGCUCAUGAAGGCCGUUGCCUCAGCCGACGCGGCAGCACAAUCGGCAGAGAAGCUACAGCUGCAGUUGCGGGACGAAAGGGACCAGAGGGAGAGUACAGCACGACAACUUGAGGAGGCUGAGCAGAGAGCAGCAAGUGCUGCUCAGGCUAGCGAGGCCAUGAAUGCCCAGAUCCAGGAGCACAUGCAGGCGAAAGUAGAGUGGGAAGCGUCGGCGGUAAAGCUGCAAUCCGCCGUGCGGAAGGCGGAGGACAUGUCUGUGCAAAGUGCCGAGGAGCUGAGCGAGUUGCGCGCCGCGAUGAAGACCAUGAACACCUACAGUGAGGAGAAGAUCAAGCAACUGACUGCCCAGCUGCAGUCGAUUGUAGAAGCCAGCACUCACCUUCAGAAGGACUACGACCGUAAUGUAGAGUCUCUGCGCGCAGCGGAGCAGUCUCGAAUUGCUUCAGAUGCGGCGCACGACAAGGAGCUGCAGCGCCUCAGAGAGGACCUCUCAAAGGCGACAUCUGCCCUGGCCCAGGCACAGGAGCGAUACGAGCGGCAACAAAUUAGCGCACCGAAAAUUACUGACGACGCCGCGGCUGUCGAUGGGGUAGAGAAGCAGCGUGAGAUCGCUACUCUUAAAGAACAGCUCGCUUCUUCUAGUGCUGCGCAGCGGCACCUUCAAGGCGAGCUCGACCGUGCAGUGGAAGAGGCUUUACGAUUGCGUGAAGAUGGCGCCCUCAAGUCGGAGGCCGCCAGGGCGCUAGUGUCGGAGCUGCGCACACAACUGAACGCUCAAAGGACAGCAGUCCAACAAGAUUUACCGCGGGAGCAGGAGGCGAACGCACGCCUCCGUGCAGACCUGGCAGAGAAGGAGCGGCUUGUUACGAAGCUGCGGCGUGGCUGUUUUGAGGCAGCCACGGCGGUGCGAGCGGAGCUGGGGGAUCUUCGCGGGAAGCUGGUGGAGACGAAGCUGUCGUACGAGGAGGGGCUGCGCUCGUGGCAGACGUGGCUGAGCGAGCUGCGUGCUGCGGUGGAGGCGGCGCUGCAGCAGCAGGUGUUGAUAUCGGCAGCCGCAUCACCAUCGGACAUCGCUGCACUGCCGCACGUCCCCGCAGCGACCAAGUCACGAUGGGCCCAGGCUACUAUUGUAGAGGAACUGCAGUACGUAAGUGUUUCCAAUGUCAACGUGGGCACUAUCGCGCCUGUGCCUGGUCUUGAGAAGUGGGAGUUCGACACUGUUGCCGAAGCACAGCGGGGUGGCGAGGCCGACGUCCUCAUGCGCAUUGGCCACCAGAUCGCGCUGAAUUUAAACCUCUUUCCUGACAGGGCCUCGCAGCACCGGUGGGUGUGUCUGCUGGCAACGGUACAGGCAAACUACCGCGCCAACCCGUACCACAACAGAGUGCACGCGGCGGAUGUGAUGCAGGGCGUGUAUGCGCUUAUAUGCCGCUGCCCUGGCCUGCUGGCGCACAUGACGACCGUAGAGAAGCGCGCAGUUGUGUUUGCAGCUGCCGUGCACGACAUCCGACACCCCGGCCGAUCAGAGAUGUUUCUUAGAAAUACGUUUGACGCGAUGUACAUGCGCUACAACGCAUCGCAGGUACUUGAACAGAUGCACACGGCAACGGCCUUUCACCUUCUGGCAACACCGGAGCUCGACUUCACGCACGGCGACAUGAGUGACACGGAGGCCCUGGAGUUCCACGGCCUUGUUGCAGCGCUCAUUGGCUGCACCUUCAUGGGGCGCCACGCGUCGUUGAUGGAGCAGUGGUCGCGCCCUCUCCAGGAAGGCAAAACGUAUGACGUGACUGUUGCCGCGGAUCGACAGCAGGCACUCUCGCUGUUUUUGCACGCUGCCGAUAUCGGGGCGCAGGCUCGUGGGCUGGCGGUGGCGCCGAAGUGGCUGGGCAUUGUGGAAGAGAUGCGCGCGCAGGGCGACGAGGAGGCGGCGCGCGGGCUACCACCGAGUCCGGGGAGCAGCCGGAGUGCGAGUCUUGAGAGGGGACAGCUCUUUUUCAUGGAGAUGUUUGUCGUUCCGCUGUUCGACCUUGUGCACCAGAUGUUCCCUUCCAUUGAGUCUCCAAUGCGGAAUCUGCGCGCGCUACACGCGCACUAUUGCGCGGCGCUGCAGGAGACACGUGAGUUCCCUCCCCCUGUGCAGUACAGGACAGCCACGAAGCCGGUGAGCAACACGGUGGAAACGACCCGCACAGAGGCCCUGGAUGCGCGCGAGGCUGCACUGAAGAAGCGGGAGAAGGCACUGAAGCAAGCAACACAGCGACUGCGGGAGGCGACGGCGACCGUGGCUGAUCGGGAGAGGCAAGUUGGGGAAAAGGAAGCCGCUGUGAUGAGAGCGGAGACUUCUGUAAGCACUCAUCGAAACGAAAGGCGGUCAGUCCCCUCGUCGAUCGAUGAAGAGAAGCUGCUGCGCGCCACUACUGCCGUCAUCGCGCGCGAGGCACGGGUGGAGCGGGGGGUGGAAAAUGUGGAGAAGAUGACGGCAGCGUUGGAGGAGAGAGAGGCGAUUGCGUCUCGUCUCACUGAGCAGCUGGCCACUAUUGCCGAAAAAGUGAAUCAACGCCGUCAACUCUUGCGCUACCGUGAGGCGCGCGUGCGGGGAUUGGAGGCGGCGUUGCGUGCUGAGAGGUUAGGUAACGUCUCGUCGGAGGAUUACAUCACGGGGCUGGCGAGUUGUCCUCUGGUUAAGCCAGUUACGACUGCGACGCGGUUUGAUCGUGUGUCGCCGCCUGCUGUGGUGGUGGUGAAAUUGGAGAGUGCACUGGAGAAACUCACUUCUGCGUUGCGGUACAUGUAG
Leishmania braziliensis MHOM/BR/75/M2904 is the source of this 3246-nucleotide messenger RNA. RefSeq lists its product as hypothetical. The transcript has a single exon. The record is from RefSeq and is a predicted model, not a curated record. Gene Ontology annotation, molecular function: 3',5'-cyclic-nucleotide phosphodiesterase activity; metal ion binding. Bases 1 to 3246 code for a protein of 1081 amino acids. Lineage: Eukaryota; Euglenozoa; Kinetoplastea; Trypanosomatida; Trypanosomatidae. Gene Ontology annotation, biological process: signal transduction.